AUGUCUGUGUAUCAUGACGUCGAGAAGGAGGGCUGUCGCACUUCAAUCGCCGAGGCUGACCAUGGCGACGAGACAGCCAGCUCUCGCUCCCGCAAGCGCAGUUACUCGGGCGAUUUCCGGCGCGAGUCCCCUGGUAGUGUGUAUAACAACCACAGCCGGCCUAAUAGCAUCCGAUCUGUCCGGCGAGAUCGCUCCGCCAGUCGUGAUCGGGAGUACAACUCCAGCAUUUCAUCUCAGCAUGUCAGGUCCUCGUUCGACAGUCGGGUCACGGAGAGUGAUCAGACGCCGUUGCCCAGAAAUGACCGACACACGAUGCAUCUCGAUCGCGACGACCCAGGCGAUUGGGCUGUAAACCAUCACCUUCCAAAUUUGAUUGCAAGGCUGGACGAGCCCGACACCAGUUUCAUUGCUUCUAAACUCAACUAUUUGAGCACAAAGAUCCGGGAGAUACAGUACGGCAGAAAAUUGGGAUCGACGCCGAUGUCUACCAGUUCCACAUCAGCAUCCGGUGAUGGAAUGCGAUUUCGGAUCAGCUUUGCUGAGGUGCAGCGGAUGCGAAUCCGUAAGCUUCAGUCCCAGCUGGUAAGACACGUUGUCAAAAUGCGUCUUAACGGGAGCGAGUCGCCAGGCUGGGAGCAGACACUUGAGCAGUACAUAAAAGCGCUGCAGGACCAUGACUAUAUGGAGAGCCGCUCCAAGUCUAUUCGGGACCCCUUCCUCGCCACAGGAGAGUACGGCGUGGAUAACUACGUUCUCAACUGCAACAUUGAUAGUGCCCUGGCCAAAGACAUAACAAAGCGUGUUGACUCCCUGAGACCGUGGGACGUUCGCCCCGCCGGUGCCAACGACCCAAUCACUGGCACGCGUGGAAGCAAUGUCGCGAAGACAUGGUAUCGUGGUUUCAAAGAGCGUAUUGUGAUUGCAGCAGCUGGAGGCGCCUUUCUCGUUGGACCCAUGUGGAUUAUGGUGUUGAAAAACGGGCUCUAUGCAUCGCUCAUCUCAACGACAGCUUUUGUUACUGCCUUUGGUAUACUGAUGGCUUACUUUCUCGACGAGGCCAAAGAUGUACUGGCUAGCACGGCAGCUUAUGCCGCUGUACUAGUUGUGUUUACGAAUGGGGUACAAGCUAUCUGCGGCUACUCGCGCCCUAUCGAUGGCAUUCUCCCCUUGGCGCGGCAGACCAAUGAGUCACGUCUCAACACCAUGACUAACCAUCAUCAAACCUCAACUACUUCAAGUCAACUUCUUCAAAGCGACUCCUUCAACACAUCAGCUUCUACAGCCAGUCAUCAAAUCACUACGAUGUCUUCUCCAGAGUAUGACAUCCUCGUCACAGGCUCCUCAGGCCACCUCGGCGCCGCCCUGAUGCUCUCUCUCCCUUCCCACGGCCAUACCCCCUUCGGCAUCGACAUCCUCCCCUCCUCAACCACAACCCGCACCCUCUCAAUCACAGACCGCGCCGCCCUCACAUCCGUCUUUACCUCCCACCCCUCCAUCAAACACAUAAUCCACGCUGCAACCCUGCACAAGCCCCACGUCGCCUCGCACCCAAAACAAGCCUUCAUCGACACAAACAUCACCGGCACCCUCGCCCUCCUCGAAACCUCCUCCGCCCACCUCCCAUCCCUCGAGUCCUUCAUCUUCAUCUCCACAACCUCAACCUACGGCUCCGCCCUCGCCCCGGCCCCCGGCUCCCCCGCCGCCUGGAUCACCGAACCCACCCCGCCCGUCCCCAAAAACAUCUACGGCGCCACCAAGACCGCCGCCGAGGACCUCGUCCGCCUGCACCACCUGCACACCGCCCUGCCCUGCCUCGUCCUGCGCACGUCGCGCUUCUUCCCCGAGGCCGACGACGACCCCGCCCGCCGCGCCGAGUUCCCCGCCGACGCGAACCUCAAGGUCUGCGAGCUCGCGCACCGCCGCCUCGACAUCGCCGACGCCGUCUCCGCCGUCGUCUGCGCCGUGCGCCGCGCCCGCGAGAUCGGGUUUGGAAAGUACAUCGUCUCGGCGCCGCCGCCGUUUGCUAAUGAUGCAGACACCCUCGCGCGGCUGAAUGCCGGUUCGGAUGCGGAAGGCGUGUAUAGAGGGUGCGUCCCCGCGGCGGGCGCCGUGUUUGAGAAGCUCGGAUGGAGGUUCCCGGACCGCGUCGACCGCGUGUACGACUCGGCCAGAGCGGUGCGCGAGCUCGGGUGGAGGCCCAAGUGGACGUUUGAAAAGGUCGUCGAGAGGCUUGCGCGCGGCGAGGACUGGAGGAGCGAGCUGACGCAUGUGGUCGGCAAGAGGGGGUAUCACGAUGUGCCGACGGGAGUGUACACGACAUGA
Messenger RNA from Colletotrichum gloeosporioides, 2322 nucleotides. RefSeq lists its product as uncharacterized. Lineage: Eukaryota; Fungi; Ascomycota; Sordariomycetes; Glomerellales; Glomerellaceae. The transcript has 5 exons. The record is from RefSeq and is a predicted model, not a curated record. Bases 1 to 2322 code for a protein of 773 amino acids. Gene Ontology annotation, molecular function: dTDP-glucose 4,6-dehydratase activity.